CUCGCGUGGUGGGAAAAUUCAUUCUGAUCCUUUUAGCACAAACUAACUGACUAAAUAAUGGUUUUUUAGAACAAGCUGGUUACUUUAAUCGUUGUUAAGUUGGAUAGACACGUUCUUUGGUUAUAUACGGAGCCAUAAUGAAGAUCGCAGUAGAAGGCUGCUGCCAUGGCGAGCUGGACAAGAUCUACGAGACCAUCGAGUUCCUGGAGAAGAAGGAAGGGGUGAAGGUGGACCUGCUGCUGUGCUGCGGAGACUUCCAGGCAGUGCGAAACGAGGGCGACAUGAAGUGCAUGGCGGUUCCAGCCAAGUACAGAACGAUGCAGACCUUUUACAAAUAUUAUUCUGGUGAGAAGAAGGCUCCCAUUUUGACCAUUUUCAUAGGAGGGAACCACGAGGCUUCCAAUCACCUGCAGGAGCUGCCAUAUGGAGGCUGGGUGGCCCCCAACAUUUAUUACCUGGGUUACGCAGGAGUCAUCCGCUACAAAGGGAUUAGAAUCGGUGGAUUAUCUGGAAUCUAUAAAUCGCACGACUACAGAAAGGGUCACCAUGAAUUCCCUCCGUAUAACCCCGACACACUCCGAAGCGUCUACCACAUCAGAAACAUCGAGGUUUUCAAACUCAAGCAGAUCCAGAUGCCCGUCGACAUCUUCAUGAGCCACGACUGGCCUCGGGGGAUCUACCACUACGGCAGCACCGAGGAGCUGCUGCGCAAGAAGAAGUUCCUGCGUCACGAGGUGGAGAGCAGCUCCCUGGGCAGCCCGGCGGCCGAGGAGCUGCUGGCCCACCUGCAGCCCAGCUACUGGUUCUCCGCUCACCUGCACGUCAAGUUCGCCGCCGUCAUGCAGCAUCCGCCUAAAGGAAACGCAGCACCGCGUGAAACCAAGUUCCUGUCUCUGGAUAAAUGUCUGCCCCACCGGGAGUUUCUGCAGAUCGUCGACGUUCCGGAGCGAUCCGACUCGGAGGGUCUGGAGUACGAUCCGGAGUGGCUGGCCAUCCUGAAGGCCACCGACAGCCUGCAGAGGACGACCCCUGACCCCUGGAACCCCCCAGAGAACAACGGGCUGCACGACAGGUGGGACUUCAGGGCGUCCGAAGCGGCCAUGAUGGAGGUGGUGGAGGAUCUGAGCGGCGAACUGUCCGUCCCGGAGAACUUCAGCCGGACGGUGCCGGCCUUCAACCCCGACAGGCCCCUCCCCCACAGCGCCCCCAGCCGCGGCGCCAACGCUCAGACCACCGAGCUCUGCGCCAAGGUGGGCCUGACCGACCUGUACGGCCGGGCCGGCGAGCAGGCGGGGGCGGGGCGGGGGCAGGAGGGCGAGGAGCAGGAGGAGGAAGACGAGCUGAGCGAGUAUCCCACCGACACCUCGGGACAGUCCUGCUCCUUCAACCCCGACGAGAUCGCCAUCGAGGACGAGUGGGAGGAGGAGGAGGAGGAGGAGGAGGCGGGGGAGGGGGAGGGGGGAGGGACAGCAGAAAUCCACACGCCCGGCUGCUUGCUGCUCCCCGAGCCCAAAUCGGACGUCACACCUGUCCGCCUGCCCCUCAUGAACCUGCCGGCGCCGUCCCACUCCACCCCGGCGCCGCUGGAGGCGGAGCCAGAGCCAGAGCUGCUGGAGGCGGAGCCAGAGCCGCUGGAGGCGGAGCCAGAGCCGCUGGAGGCGGAGCCGGCGGCCUCCGCUCAGGACGACGAGGACGGGGCGGCAGCUCGCAUCCUGAAGCGGAGCAGCGGCGAGUCGGCAGAACCCGGCAGCACCAGCACCACGCCCAGAAUCAAACGCAGGAACCAGCUGAUCUACGCCGCGGCCGACGAAGACGAGGAAGACGAGACGGGCGGCUGACACGGCUGCAGACCUCAGACUGUACCUGACUCCAUCUGACUGUACCUGACCCCUCCGGCUGUCUCCGUCUGAGUUUCUAUUGUUUGAAAGAGCAAAGCACUAUUUUAUUGACCUGGAAAAUGAUUGAAAAUGAUUCGAGGUGAUGAUUCAGUUCGUGUCGACUGAAACUCACCAGCCGGACUGGAAAGGUUAAAGUUUCAGGAGAACAGACAAAUAAAUAUUUUAGGGAAAUCGCGUUUUGUUCCAACCCUAGUCCCAGUGUUUUUAUAAUGAAUGAGUUUUUUAAAGCUGCCAGUAUAUUUGUGUGAUCGAGCUUCAUCACAUUAAAAGCGUUAAUCGGGGGCCCGUCGGCCAGAAUGAUAAAAAUAAAGCUACUUUUUCUACUCUUCCUGUUGCGUCUUUGGUUUAUUGGUCCGUCAGCUGAUCUCUGCUGAACUGUUGAUGCUGCCUCUCAAUGCAGCAUCUUUUGAGUCACAUCAGGGUGUCAAACAUAAGGCUCGCCUGCCCGACCUGAAGCCGUUGUUCUGCAGCCUGGAAUUACGGCUCUGCAUUAUUUUAUUGAAAUGUGCUGAUAUUCAGAA
This is a messenger RNA of Salarias fasciatus (jewelled blenny), 2419 nucleotides long. It is a transcript of the gene dbr1, whose product is annotated as debranching RNA lariats 1. Gene Ontology annotation, molecular function: RNA lariat debranching enzyme activity. Bases 138 to 1838 code for a protein of 566 amino acids. Lineage: Eukaryota; Metazoa; Chordata; Actinopteri; Blenniiformes; Blenniidae. Gene Ontology annotation, cellular component: nucleus. The transcript is spliced from 9 exons. The record is from RefSeq and is a predicted model, not a curated record. Gene Ontology annotation, biological process: mRNA splicing, via spliceosome.